CGUCACAGAAAUUAAUGGUGGUGUGAGAGAGAAAGAAAAGAAAGAGAUAGAUAGAAGCUAUCUAUAGCUACUAGGAAGAGGAUUUUGUUCAACAAAGUGAGUGAUCCACCAUGGCCUCUUCAAAUUCACCAUGUGCAGCAUGCAAGUUCUUGCGUCGCAAAUGCCAACCCGAGUGUGCUUUUGCACCCUAUUUUCCUCCCGACCAACCCCAGAAGUUUGCAAAUGUUCAUAGAAUUUUUGGGGCCAGCAAUGUCACCAAGCUUCUCAACGAUUUGCACCCUCAUCAACGUGAAGAUGCUGUGAAUUCCCUUGCUUAUGAAGCUGAGAUGAGACUCCGUGAUCCUGUGUAUGGCUGUGUUGGAGUCAUAUCACUCUUACAGCACCAACUUCGCCAGCUUCAAAUGGAUCUCUACUGCGCCAAAUCUGAGCUCUCCAGGUACCAAAACCUAAGCAGCAUCACCACCAAUCACACCCUCAUGGCCUCUGAAUCCGCCGCAGCCUUCCACCACCACCACCACCAGAACAACAACACUGCUAACAGCUUUGGCCGAGACCAUCACUACCACUUUCACCACCAUCAGUUUUUUCCCAGAGACCAACACCAACAAGUAGCAAGAAGCUUUGAUGGAGGCAACAACUACGAUGCAAGCCUCUUGGCCAUGAACAUAUCUGCCAGCUUAGGGCAACUCAACCAGCUUCAGCAUCAGAGCGCUGCUGGCGGUGGCGAUGACCGCCACACUGCCAACCGCUCCUAGGGUUUCAUCAGGGUUGCCACAUAUAUUUAGUCAUGCAAUAGGUAAUUAAUUACUUUAGUUAAACUUUUCAUUUAAUAUGGUUCAUUUGAUUUGUGGCUUCUUGAUUACCAUCUUCAAAUCAUCUCCACCUGCAUAUUUUGUCACUCACAAUGUAUAAAUUUGGACUCACAACGCUGUCAUAUUCUUCAAUUCUAUACAUAUAAUGUAAGCAAUUCCUCAUGUGCUUGCCUAAGUCAAGUCAAUUUGGAAAUACUAUUACUCUACAUUGUGCUGUCUAAGUUUUGGAAAUGUCAAGCUCACUAUU
Molecule: messenger RNA, 1059 nt
Organism: Vigna umbellata (rice bean)
Lineage: Eukaryota; Viridiplantae; Streptophyta; Magnoliopsida; Fabales; Fabaceae
Product: protein ASYMMETRIC LEAVES 2
Source: RefSeq, a predicted model, not a curated record